AGCGUCCAGCUGUGGAAUUAUGGGAUUUAUUGACAGACGGACACUUCCUUGCUGUAUCGUCCGAUAAAAUCGCGCUUAGCACGUGCGUGCGGAAAAAAGCGCAGCAAUAUUUACUCGAAAACGAUCGUACGGAUAUAACCCAUAAAACUGAUGUUUAUGUGAUAUUCCUCAUUUUGUUGGAAGAAAAUAAUAAAAAGAACGCUUUUGAUCGGAACAAUUUUAAAUUGAGUGUGCUGAAAUAAAAAAUAACUUUUCAUUAAUUCGAAAUUAUUUUCACAAAAAUAUCGUUGCAUUAUUUGCGAUGUGACCGCAUUGAAUAAAGCGGUUACAUAUGUACUACCAAUAUACAAUUAUAUUUUCGGGUACUAUAAUACUGGUACAUUCAGUCAAACGAUACAAAAUAUUCAGCUUGCGGUAACGCAUGUGGUUCCGACUCGUUAGUAAUAUAAAAUUCGGACGAGUGGAUCAAAUUUAUCUAAUCUUUUUACCGUUCAUAAAUGACGUGCGUUGUUUUACAACCCAUAAAACACUAUUAACUGCGGUCUCUGGUUUGUAUUCGUAUAAAGUUUCAAUUAAGACAUAAUUAGCGUUUCGGUGACUUGUUUAUUGCACGGGAAACACCGUAUUAUACACCGCGCAACGACUUUCCAGCGAGGCUCGGGUUUCAAUGGAUAGUCCGAUAAGCCCAACGGCGGGGCGCUGUACAGACAGGUGUUAGUGUGACAUUUGACUGUUGCGGAGAGUGCCGAUGGCAGAUGAAGGCAUGUUAUGAUUACAAGAAAAGGACUGACAUAAAGCAUACCAACUAUUGAUCGAGAUCGAUGCAAAUUUCGGGUUUAUAAUGAGGCGAGAGCCCCGGAUUGUAUGUGAAAGGAUAUCCGCUACAUAGACACCGAUAUUUGAAUUUCUCAUGUGGAAAAGUGAUCUUACUUUUUUAGGUAUAAAAAGAAAUAUACAUUUUGGUGUUAAUUCAGCAUUCAUGUGAUUAUAAAUACAUAAAGGUCUCGUACUUUUGUAGAUAGAUCAGGACAUAAUUAUUUUGAUAUCAAAUAACACACAGUGUGAAAUAAAAGGAAAUUAGUUAUGAAGCGAUAAUAAUACGAAUGGGUAUUAAUUUUAACAUUGAGUUGAAAUGUUAGACACAAUCAGAGAAAACAACUAUUAUUAGCGUAUUGCCUUGAUGGGAAGUAUUCUGCAGCAUAUCCUUAAACGAAGAGUUAACAAGUCAAAUUAAAAGCGCACGAACGGACAAGUGGAGUUGAAAUCCUGUUUAAGGGAAAGUGCAGUUUGAAUCGCUUUUAAGUAAAAGUGCAUUUCAAAUCCCUUCAAACGACAAGUGCAACUGAUAUCACUUUCGCAGACAAGAGGAGCUUAAAUACAUUGAAGGUAAAAGUCCACCACGGACAUCUUAACACUUGAAGAAGGACAAUGCCUCGCCGCCGGAAGGACGCUAAGUUGAGCGCCGACGACGACGACGAGGACGCGGCACUCCGUAAGGUCAACAAGCAACACCAACCGAUCCAGCGGCACGCCGCCAACGAACGGGAGCGAUGCCGGAUGCGCGUCCUCAGCAAGGCGUUCUCGAAACUCAAAACGACGCUACCGUGGGUUCCGUCUGACACAAAGCUAUCCAAACUUGACACUUUAAGGCUGGCCUCCAGCUAUAUCGCGCAUUUGAAGCAGAUACUGGACGGUAAUGACGACGAGAUCGAGUGUAACCCAACAACGGCCAUUCAUCCGCUUAAUUUGACCUGGCCAUUUAGUUUUCAACACAAGGGCGACAACCCAAACCACUCUCCAACGGACAGUUCCAGGAGUGACAAAGACACUUCCAGUUUAUCCGAGGACCAUUGUCUCGAGGAUUUAGUUACUGAAUCACCAUAAUUACGUGUUCAAAUGAUUUGACAUAAACAAAUGGCACAGUUUGUGCGAUAACUGGUUUUACUCGAAAAGGUUUGUGUGGGAUGAUAAAUCGAAGUGCUGUUUGUUCUUGAUCAGUGCUAAGGGACUUGUUUACAGAUUGGGACAUUUUUAAGUGUGUCCAUAGAUGCCUUAAAAUGCUAGAUUAUAACCACGGAACUGUAGAGAUUCACUAUAAUAGAACACAUAUAAUUUUAGAAAGAAAUAAAUGAAACGUUCCUCUAAUUCGGAUUUCGAACCACUGUCAUCUGUUGUCUGAACCAAUCGGCCGUCCGGACUUAUCUGUUCAUGCUUUUUAAAUUGUAUUUUGGUCAUCCACGUGUUGUAACAUAAUUAAACAAAAAUAGCAUAAUGAUUCAACAUUAUUUAAUCGUUCUGAGUUUGUCUACGUCAUUGGUGUUAUUUCGCUCUGUGUCAUUUUUUUUAAUCUGUUAGAAAAAUGUAAUUUUGAGAAUCUGUAAACAUGUCCCACUAAAAUGCAUAAUACUCGGAUUCUGACCUAGAUCCAAUACAAUGCAGUAGAUCAAUUGUAUUUCCAACAUACAUUUUUAAUAUGUUGUAUACACGUUUUUCGUUUUAAGACUAUAUUUUUAUUUUGCGAACGUAUUUCAAUAUGUAUGUUACACAUAAUAAUGGUUUAUGUAAGUAUGGCAUUUUUAAAACUAUCAGUAACCAUGGUUAUGAAGCGAUCAGAUUACAUAACAGAACGGUUGUGGAUGGUAAUUCUGUGACUAUCCAGGCAGGCCUAUGAAACGCUCAUGGCAAUUUGAAAAAAAUUCAGUCCAAAAGAAAGUCAUAUCCCCGCCGAGAAUUUUUGACUGUCAAUUGGUGACCUUGAUCUUUAGAAACGUGACUUAAACAAGCCUUUUGUAUAUUCUCCCAAUUACUUAAACAUUUUGAUUACGUUUGAUCCUUCCGUAAGUAAAAUCCUUCAAUGGGUAAAUCAUAUACAGACCGUACACAAAAACAAGGCUUCAACUUUUGACUUUCAAAUAUGACACUGACCAUAAGCCGGCGUGACUGACUCAUGCUUUCUGCACAUCUUUAUUAUGUUUCGAAGUUUCGUGCAAAUUAUUUAGUUCAUAUAGGAGAUAUGGACAAUAGAUGCUCAAUUUUUGCCCUUGAAGGAUAGCUAUGACAUUGAGCUGACAUGACUGAAUGCCUUAUGCCGUUUUCAUAACGUUCAAAUGACCGGCACGGAUAUAGAGGCUCAAACUUUUGACCUUUGAGUUUAUCAUUGACCGAUAGCAAGCGUGACAAACCCAUGAAUUCAAAAAGUAACAAAGUUUCAUGAUUUUUUUUUAAAUGGUUUAUGCAAAAACAUUGGACAGAGAAGAAUGACCUUGACCUUAGCCGGCAUGUCUUACUCAUGACCUCUGCACAUCGUCUCAAUUCCCCUACCAGUACAGACAAAUAAUGAAAAUCAUUCAAAAGGCCAUGAGCAGACACCGAAAUGGAGCUCAAACCUAUUACAUUGAACAAUGGCAAUCGUGACUGACUCUUUUCUUCUGCAUAUCGUCUAAAUGGCCUCAAUAUAUGAGCCAAUUUCAUGAAAAUCGGCUGAAGAGUAUAGCAUAUACAUGUAUACAGUGAACAUGGAAGGGUUACGGGCAAACUAACUGGCAGAGUGACAGACGGAUGGACGAAAGGUAUUCCUAUGGAUUACGACGGGGAAGACAAUAACUGACGCAGCGACCAAUGAUUUUUAUUAAAGAGCAAAAAAUAAACAGUAAUGAUAUUUGUUUUAAAAUAAAUAUGUUCACAGCACACUUAUUUAUGAAUGAUUUACAAUUUAAUAUAAAAUUUAAACUAUUUGUAUUGUAUCUUGAAGGCGCAUUAUAGUUCCUUACAGAUCCUAUGAAAGUGAUGGUAAUUUAUGAUGAGAUCAUUUCUUAAUUUAUCUAAGAAAUGGGUUAAUAUAAGGGUAGUGAAAUUAUUACCAUGGUAUUCAUGUUAUCUACUUUGUAUGGUUUGAUUACUUUGCGAUGUUGGAAAUUUGCGGGAUGUCGACGAUGGCCUCUAUAUAGAAGUAAUUAUUUAUUAUUUAAUUGAAUGCACGUUGAUGUCUGAGGUCGUAAUUAAAGACGAUGUAUCCCUUUUUGUAAAGCGUUUGAUUUAAAUGCUUAACACUUAUGUGUGUCAAGUUUUUCAAAUAGAAUGUGUACUACAACGAAGUGCUAUUAUUGUCUUAUACUUGUCUAUAUUAUGAUGUUUGUGCCUUGAUGCAAAUAAAAUAACUUACGA
This is a messenger RNA of Dreissena polymorpha, 4164 nucleotides long. Its product is annotated as transcription factor 21-like. Gene Ontology annotation, molecular function: DNA-binding transcription factor activity, RNA polymerase II-specific; RNA polymerase II transcription regulatory region sequence-specific DNA binding; protein dimerization activity. Gene Ontology annotation, biological process: developmental process; regulation of transcription by RNA polymerase II. The transcript has 2 exons. The coding region runs from base 1429 to 1884 and encodes 151 amino acids. NCBI's taxonomy places the organism in Eukaryota, Metazoa, Mollusca, Bivalvia, Myida, Dreissenidae. The record is from RefSeq and is a predicted model, not a curated record.